Molecule: messenger RNA, 735 nt
Organism: Carassius carassius (crucian carp)
Lineage: Eukaryota; Metazoa; Chordata; Actinopteri; Cypriniformes; Cyprinidae
Product: mucin-4-like
Exons: 7
Coding region: 1-735 (244 amino acids)
Source: RefSeq, a predicted model, not a curated record
AUGGACUCGUCUACAACUGACAGCAUACCAACAAGGAAUGCAAAUAUCUCUCUCAGAAUUAUGAUGGAAUAUCUUACAGCGUAUGAAAAUGUGAACUCUCCAGAAUCAAAAAAACUCAUUUCCAUCUUAAAACGUGAGCUUUCAAUCCUUUGUAAAAGAGCAGAUGCAAAAAAUUUCAAGGAUGUAGAAAUACAUCGUCUAAUGCAAGGAAGUGUCAUUGCUGAAAGUAUUGCAUUGUAUAACUAUCCCAACAACAACUCACAAAUAAUGUUUCUAAAUAACGAUUUGGGACCCACCCUGGAAAAAAUCUUUAAUGACUCAGAUUCGUUUAAAAGGCUCAGCAUAGCUCUCGGCAAUGCUUCCAUCCAAAAUGCCCAAAUUAUCAUGGGGACAGUUGAAAUAUCAAAUAUUUCAGAUCUACAUCAGUUUGUGCAAUGCACUGUGAAUUUUACAAGCUUAACUGUAGAGCUUGAAGAUGGAGCAUGGGUAUGUGUGGGACCAUGCCAAAAAAAUCCCAACUUCUGCAAUCAACAAGGUGAAUGCCAAAAUGAAAUAAACGGACCACAGUGCAGGUGUCACAGUUCUUACUUUGAGAAGUACUAUGGAGCACAGUGUGAGCUUUACAGCAGAGGAGCCGGUUUCUACGCUGUUCUCUUCGGCUGUUUAGUAGCUUUUACUCUACUUAUCAUCGUUUCAGCCGUGAUGAUUGUGGUGUUCUACAGAGCCAAGAGAUAA